GCUUGUCCUGCAGCAGCACCACAGCCAGCCAGCCAGCCAGCCAGCCAGCCAGCCUGCAUUCACACACUGCUCCCCAUGCUGAACAGAAACGAUGUGUGCUGAACUAGCUUAAGACAAGGUGCUGGACACACAGUGACGGAGAUUAACAGAGACUAGCGGAGAGCAGAGCAUCGUCCGGAGCACAGGGAACACCUUCUUUUUUUAAGGGGCUAGUUAGUUAGUUAGCCAUUUUGCUAAGCAGCUAAAGCGCCGCCGUAUUGAGGUUGCUUUGUAGACAGCAGGGCUAGCAGCAGACACCAGCGCAGAGGAAAUGAAGGACAAACAAAAGAGAAAGAAGGAGCGGACCUGGGCUGAGGCGGCUCGCAUGGUUUUGGAGAACUUCUCCGAUGCCCCAAUGACUCCUAAACAAAUCCUCCAUGUCAUCCAGACCAAGGGGCUCAAGGAAAUGAGGAGUGGUACAGCUCCUCUGGCCUGCCUGGUCACCAUGCUGCAUUCCCAGGUGAGGGGAGACCGAGUCAAGAACAGCAUCUUUUUCAAGCUGCCUGGACGUAUGAGCCUCUUCACUCUCAAGAAAAACGCCCUCCAGUGGACCAAGACUGCAACAGACUCAGAGAUGCCAACAGACGCGGCUGGCAGCGCUGUCCCCCCAGCCUCCAGCAGCACCCCUCCAGCAGGUCCAGCCCUGGCCCCGGCCGGCCCCACUGAGGCCACAGAGCAGGAGAGCUGUGACUCCACCGAGACCACCGCUGCUGCCAGUGGAGACAAUGAUGCCUCAGUGGAUGAGAGCUCGUCCAGCGCCUCCUGCUCCACAGAGCUCCAGACUCCUAGCAGCCAGCCUCAAACCCGCCUCAGCAGGGCAGCAGGACAACAGGGACGCACCGACACUCAAACCCAACACACCCAGCAUGCUCAGCACGCCCAGACCAGAUUGAGCCGCUCCAGACAGUCUGGGAGGCAGAGAAAGAAAGCAGUGAUGAUGCCUCGUGUCGUUCUGACUCCACUCAAAGUGAAUGGAGAGCACGUACCUUCAGGGCCUAUGAAGAGGAGCCGAGGAGGAGUGGAUGUUGACUUUGAAACACCAGGCUCCAUCCUGGUCAACACCAACAUCAGGGCCCUUAUCAACGUGCGAACCUUCUCAGCCUUCCCUGCACACUCUCAGCAGCAGCUGCUGCAGCUGCUGCCCGAGGUCGACCGACAGAUUGGACCUGAUGGCAUGGCCAGGCUCAGUAGCUCAGCCCUCAACAAUGAGUUCUUCACUCAUGCCUCCCAGAGCUGGAAGGAGAGGCUGGCUGAAGGUGAAUUUACCCCUGAGAUGCAGGUGCGUUUCCGGCAGGAGAUGGAGAAAGAGAAGAAGGUGGAGGCAUGGAAGGAGAAAUUUUUUGAAGAGUACCAUGGCCAAAAGUCUGGUCUAACGCGAGAGGAGUCCCUGAAACUGACCAUGAGCGAAGCCACUGAUGUUGCAGCUACUGUGCUCGACAGUGAUGUGGCAGUGGUGGCUGCCGGCGCUCCCAAGAGGCGUAGUGUGGGUCGGAGGAGGAGAGAUGGCAGGAUGAGGAGACGCACCCGGGCCGACCUGCGGCGCAGGGCACGCCGCACCCUCUGCAAACCUGCCCCACCAGCCCUACAGUCUCCAGAAGCAGCAGAGGCUAGCGCUUCCCUGGAUGCCUCAGCAGUCUCCAUUGGAUCUCCUAUGUCUGACAACACAGUGGUCCAGGGUGAGGUGGUGCUGCAGGCCGAGUCUGGCUUGGAGCUCCCUGCCGAGGGCGCCUCCUUGGAACCAGAGCCCUCCCCUGCUGCAGAGCCAGCCAUUGUGCCAGCCCCGACGCCCACCCCAAGCCCCAGCCCCAGCCCGGCCUCCACCAGCGCCAACGAGGAGCCUGAAGUCACAGCCCGCUUGCUCCCCGAAGAGGCUGCGCCAGCACUGGCCUCCACCUCCUCCCCUUCCUCCUCCUCCUCCUCAUCUUCCUCAGCCUCCUCCCCAGCCUCGUCUCCCUCCUCACCUUCCGACAGACAGGGAGCCUUUGCAGCAGGCCUCGACUCCUCUUCAUCUUCCUCCUCGGCGUCCUCCAGUGCUGCCGCUGCAGCCGAUCCCCUGGAUGACACCGCCUCUGUGGUCACCUCCAUUACAGGGGGCACAGCCACUAGCAGCCGCGAAAGCAGCCCCUCAGCCAGCCCAGCCGCCACCCCUGCACCUGCUGCCCAGCCCAAGGAGCAGAAGAGGAGGCCAGAUGAGACUCAGGCCUUCUCCAGCUUCCCCGAAAAGAGGCCACGGCUCGACGACCGUCAGUCCUUUCGUACCACAAUUGACGGUGUCCGUUCGGAGAAGCCGCAGCCGACAGCAGAAGAGCCCAAGGUCCCGCCUAUCCGGAUUCAACUGUCCCGAAUCAAACCGCCCUGGGUCAAAGGGCCCCCCACCUACCAGAUCUGUCCCCGGAUUGUGCCCCCCGGCGAGGGCUCGCGGCGGUCGGGCACGGGGGGUGCGCGCACCCUGGCGGACAUCAAAGCCCGCGCCCAGCAGGCCCGGGCCCAGCGCGAGGCCGCUGCUGCUGUUGCAGCCUCUGGCGACGGGACGGGGACGGGCGGGGUCGGGCUGCGGCCUGCUACUGGGCUACCGGAUCGCAGCAGUGGACGACGAGCGCGAGAACAUCCAGGACCUGUCGAGCCCGGAGGAGGAGGAGGAGGAGGAGGAGGAGGAGGAGGAGGAGGAGGUGGAAGAAGGGGAGGUGGUGGGAUGGAGGAGCAGGGAUCGUCUACAGGCACUCAUUCGUCUGGAGCACAACUACAGCUUCCCAAUGUAGAGCCUACUCCCCAGCCUUCCCCUUCUCUGUCCACUACCUCAACAUCCUUGUCCUCAGAGCCCCCUCAGACCCCAACUCCUACUCCAACCCCAACUCCACCUCGAGAGGAGGCAGCUACAGAGUCAAUAGCUGUAGAAGAAAUGACAGCAACAGCAGCCCAGGUGCAGAGCUCAUCCAACGGGCUGUCAGACAAGGCGGCUGCCUCACCAGCUCUAGAGCCUGACAAUGUAUCUGAGUCAGUGCCCACUCAGCAUGUAAGGCAAACCCAGGUGCCUGACCCUGUCAGUGCCCCCUCGGAGAGGCAAGAACAACAUUGUGAAAGUCCUCCUCUGGCUCCAACAUCCAUCCCAGAUUCUCUGCCCAGAUUUGGGGCCCAAGGUGUGGACGUUAUCCAGACGCUGGCCAGCUCCUCUCAGCCAAAGGAAAGAGAACAGGGGAAAGGAGCAGGUGGUGUUAUCCAACAUGGUUCCCACCAUGUUGGCCACCAGGAGGCGCCCUCCCCCUCUGUGAUAGAGAGACAGCAGACAGAUGCUUCCUCUCCUCCACACAUGGCCUCCUCCAUCAGAGAGAAAGAGGAUGAAGCUGGCGGCCACAGCGACUCCACUGAGACUGCUUCUGACUGUGAGAUUGAGAACCAGGAGGACGACCAGCAGCACCAUGACCGGGAUUGGCACCACCACCUGACCGCCCAGAGGAAUGGCCAACCAGUUAUCUGUAACCCCCCUCCUCAGAACCAGCAGCCGGUCAUCCAGGCCCAUGUGUCCAACCGCCAUGGUCAGACAGUCAUCCAGCCUUGCUUCCCCAAUGGUCUGGCUCACCCUCAACCCAGCCGCCCCCAUCCCCAGGACCCUCAGCCCCUAUCCACAGCCCACCCACCAGGCCUCAGGGGCCACACUAACAUUCUAGCCAAAAUGGAGCCUUUAGAUGACUCCAGAGCUUCUAUCCAGAGCUCUGCUGAAGAGGAGUGUCGUGGGAGCUUGAAGCCCUCUGCCACGACACCCACUGCUGCAGCCGCCAAGAGGCCGGCCAGCUCGGCCAGGCCGGUGUCCAGUGUGGAGGCCAACAACCCUCUGGUCACCCAGCUGCUACAGGGCAGUCUGCCCCUGGAGAAGGUCCUACCUUCACACUCUGCCAACAGGCUGGAGAUCAGCCGACUGCCCGGGCCCCAGCCCAGAGCUCCAGCAGCCAGGACCCCGGGGCCCCGCAGCAGGCCAGAGGUCUCAAGCCAGUCGUCCAGCCCUGACCUGGCUCUGGCCUCUCAGAGCCAUAAUAAGUCUCCAGCUAGCCGUGGCGUGUCCUGUCUGAUGGAGGCCCCUGCCAUGCCGCAGUAUCAAUCCCAGCAGCCACCAGGAGCUGUACCAGUCAUCACCUCCCUCCCUCCCUCCUCGUCCUCUUCCUCCUCCUCCAGGCGCGCCUCAGACCACAGUUCCCAGAUUGCAAUGGCUGUUGAGUCUGUGGUAAUCAAAGAGUCUCCUGGGCCUCAGCCCUCACAGGGGGCCACGCCAGAUGGGCCCCAGCCGGCCAACCGGACCACGCCUAAUGGACCUUCCCCUCCCCAUGCUGACCCUUGCCCCUCGGAAGUGGUGCCCACUAUUAAGAUCAACUGGCGGCCACCACAUUCUCAGCCCCACACUCCCCAACAGCAGCCAUCUCCUGCACCCAGUGUGAAGAAUGAGCUCAAUGCCCGGCCCUCGUGCCAGGCUCUUGCCAAAUCCUCCCCCACCACACCCAUGAGUGUUACCAAAAAGGAGCCUGGGAACUCUGCAGACGGCUAUCUGACAGGUGGGGCAAUGGAGGGACUGCUCAAUAUGGAGAUGACUUUAGCCAGAAUGGCCAAGAAGGAGCACGGCAAAGCUCCUUACUCCUCUGGCUCGCCCUCCUCCUCGUCCCCCUCACCCUCCUCUUCCGCCUCCUCUCUUCCCUUCCUGUACGGGAAGCUGCCCAAGCAGGGCGGAGGUGUUGGAGGGGUCAGCUACACGGCUAACGUGUCGGUGAUGGAUGGCGGCGGUUUCUCUCGGAGUCUGGCGGACGGCGUGCUCCAGCUGCGCCCCCGCCUGACCUCCAGCCAGGCCACCCUCAGCAUCCAGGCCUUCGCUGACAGCACCGCCGAGGAGGUGGCGCUCAAGUGCUCGUGCCGCCUCAAAGCCAUGAUCAUGUGCCAAGGCUGCGGUGCCUUCUGCCAUGACGACUGCAUCGGGCCCUCCAAACUGUGUGUGUCCUGUCUAGUGGUCAGAUAGUAUGUUGAACCCCCUCUAAGCGGUAGUGCUACAACCUGUACAGUAUUAGGCAGCAGGACUGGUGGGGCUCCGAGGUGUACAGAAGCUUUGGUCAGGGUAGAGCAGAUGGGAGGCGCCUGACAGGCAAAGUUUUGCCUUGUAUAAUAAAAUUGGUCUGUAUUUUUUGUUGUUGCAGAUUUUCAGAUUUUUUUAAGCUGUACUGAUGUUAUGUUAUUAUUGUUAUUAUUAUUAUUGUGAAUUUUGGGCAUGAUUGAUUGUAAAUUGUGCCUUUUCUUUUGUUGUAUUUUUUUUCUCUCUCUCCUCAGAAACAUUUACCUCAUCUUAUCUUGACCCACCUGUCAUCAUUUGAGUCUGAAAAUGGUGGCCAUCAUUGUUUUGGUCCCUCUUCUGCUCAGCAUGGAGGGACAUAUUGUUCUUGUCUCUUUGCGCAAAGAAAUAUUUUUUUAACCAUUAAAAUGAGUAAACUACA
Molecule: messenger RNA, 5504 nt
Organism: Myripristis murdjan (pinecone soldierfish)
Lineage: Eukaryota; Metazoa; Chordata; Actinopteri; Holocentriformes; Holocentridae
Gene: asxl1
Product: ASXL transcriptional regulator 1
Exons: 11
Coding region: 311-5035 (1574 amino acids)
Biological process (GO): positive regulation of transcription by RNA polymerase II; animal organ morphogenesis
Cellular component (GO): PR-DUB complex
Molecular function (GO): peroxisome proliferator activated receptor binding; DNA binding; chromatin binding
Source: RefSeq, a predicted model, not a curated record